AUGGCAAAGUCCGAGCGACAGAACUCGACCACCACGGUCGACCAUGAAAAAGAUGCCAUUCACAAGGCAAUGGGCCAUGAAAAGGUCGAGCUCGAGGCCCUCGAGGUUGCCAGAGCUGGAGGCCACGAGAUUGAUGAUCUCGUCGACGAAAUGGAGAGACAGCUCGAAGCAGAUGGAGGCCUGAAGACUGGCUUCUUUCAGCUCAACUUUGCGAACCCCAAGCACUUUACCUGGCUGCUGGUUGCUUUUGCCAGUAUGGGUGGUCUUCUUUCAGGUCUUGAUCAAAGUCUUAUUUCCGGCGCCAACCUUUAUCUCCCCGAUGACUUGGGCCUGUCGACUCGACAGAACAGUCUAGUCAACUCGGGUAUGCCUCUGGGAGCUGUUGGCGGUGCUCUUCUCCUGUCGCCUGCCAACGAAUACUGCGGCCGAAAGGGCGCCAUCAUCAUCUCUAUUAUUCUCUACACUAUCGGCGCUGCCCUGGAAGCUGGUUCUAUGAACUUUGGUAUGAUCGUCUCUUCUCGAGUCAUUCUCGGUCUUGGCGUAGGUCUUGAAGGUGGUACUGUCCCCGUCUACGUUGCCGAAACGGUCGAGCGAAGGAUUCGAGGAAACCUGGUCUCGCUCUACCAGUUCAACAUUGCCCUUGGUGAAGUUUUUGGAUACGUCGUCGCCGCCAUCUUCCUCAGGGUCCCUGGCAACUGGCGUUACAUCUUGGGGUCCUCCCUCCUCUUCUCUACCAUCAUGUUCUUUGGCAUGCUCUUCCUCCCCGAGAGUCCCCGAUUCCUCAUGCACAAGAACAAGCAGCUCGAAGCUUACAAGGUCUGGAAGCGAAUUCGCGGUGUCGAAACCCGUGAUGCUCGCGAGGAGUUUUACGUCAUGAGCGCCGCCGUCAACCAGGAAGACACCGAGGUGAAUGAGGGUGCUCAGAACCAUCGCUUCCCCUGGAUGGACUUUUUCACUGUCCCUCGCGCCCGACGUGCCCUCGUCUAUGCCAACAUCAUGAUCCUUCUCGGCCAGCUUACUGGUGUCAACGCCAUUAUGUACUACAUGUCUGUCCUCAUGAACCAGAUCGGCUUCGACAAGGAGCAGUCCAACUACAUGUCCCUUGUCGGCGGUGGAUCUCUCCUCCUCGGCACGAUCCCUGCCAUCUUCCUCAUGGAGCGAUUCGGUCGCCGCUUCUGGGCCAUCACCAUGCUUCCAGGAUUCUUCAUCGGCCUCGUCCUCAUCGGCGUCAGCUACCAGUUCGACAUCAAGAAGGAUCUGCAGACUGUUGAAGGCCUGUACCUCACUGGUCUCAUCAUCUACAUGGGCUUCUUCGGUUCUUAUGCUUGUUUGACCUGGGUUGUCCCCUCCGAGGUCUACCCCACCUACCUCCGAAGUUACGGCAUGACCACUUCCGAUGCCCUCCUCUUCCUCGCUUCCUUCGUCGUCACCUACAACUUCUCAGCCAUGCAAAAGGCUAUGACCAAGACCGGUCUGGCUCUUGGCUUCUACGGCGGCAUUGCCUUUGUGGGAGAAAUCUACCAGAUCUUUUUCAUGCCCGAGACCAAGAACAAGACUCUUGAGGAGAUUGACCUUGUCUUCUCGCGUCCCACUAUGGACAUUGUGAGGGAGAACUGGGCUGGUGUCAAGGAGACUACGUCGCUUCUGUGCAGAGGUCACUGGCACAAGGUCUUUGUUGAGCAGGCCAUGUCUGGUGAUGACAGGGACAAGACUGAGGAUUCUACUGCUUAA
This is a messenger RNA of Fusarium keratoplasticum, 1731 nucleotides long. RefSeq names its product MFS domain-containing protein. Lineage: Eukaryota; Fungi; Ascomycota; Sordariomycetes; Hypocreales; Nectriaceae. Gene Ontology annotation, molecular function: myo-inositol:proton symporter activity. The coding region runs from base 1 to 1731 and encodes 576 amino acids. The transcript has 5 exons. Gene Ontology annotation, cellular component: membrane. The record is from RefSeq and is a predicted model, not a curated record. Gene Ontology annotation, biological process: transmembrane transport.